ACAUGCAUCAGGGCUGAGGUGUUUUAUACUAGUGGUUUUUAUAAAGCAAAAUAUGUAUUUCUGACAUCAAAGUCGUCAGUCUGGACAAAUAUAUUUCAUUGUCUAAAUUCAUUUGCACAUUAUACGAGUUAAAAAGACACGUGUAAAAGAGAGGGCGCAUUUUGGAGAGGCGUUUUGGGGGCAUUUUAACAAAUUAAACAUGGUAGUGUGGCUCGCCCUAUAAGCCUCCAGCCUACUGCCUGUGCGUACCAAUCAAUUGGUACAUUGAAACAGUGCAAGGAUACGUUACUAUAGCGAGGAGACCUGCAGGCUCGCUUUAUCUCCGGAUAUUGGGACCUCUCUACAAUGUCAUAUCCACAAUUCGGAUAUCCCUACUCGUCUGUACCACAAUUCCUCAUGACAACCAACUCGUUGACAACUUGCUGCGAGUCUAGCGGCAGAAGCAUCGCUGACUCCAGGGUGACAGCCUCCGCCCAGACGCCGGUCUACUGCCCAGUGUACGAGAGCCGGUUGUUGGCCACCGCCAGACACGAGCUGAGCUCCGCAGCUGCUCUGGGGGUGUAUGGGAACCCGUACACCGGGAGUCAAGGCUAUGGAAAUUACGUUACUUAUGGAACCGACGCGUCUGCUUUCUACUCGCUGGGGACAUACGAUACCAAAGAUGCAACAGCACCCGCGCAUGCAGGGAUAACCCAGGCUACAGCGUACUACCCCAUUGACCCCACUCUGGGACAUUAUCAGUACGACAGAUAUGGCUGUAUGGAUGGAGGGACCAGGAGGAAGAACGCCACCCGGGAGACAACCAGCACACUGAAGGCCUGGCUACAGGAGCACAGGAAGAACCCCUACCCCACCAAGGGAGAGAAGAUCAUGUUGGCCAUCAUUACCAAAAUGACCCUGACGCAGGUGUCCACCUGGUUUGCAAACGCCAGGAGGAGGCUGAAGAAGGAGAACAAGAUGACGUGGCCUCCGAGGAACAAGUGUUCUGAUGAGAAGAGAUAUGAUGAGGAUGAUGAGGCGUCUCAGGAGGAGAAUAUCAACAGUGAGAACAACGAUGAUGAGAAAGAUAAGGAUCUCGCGCUGAGUGACCUGGAUGACUUCGACAUGAUCGAAUCAGAGAGCUCGGAGUGCGAGCUCAAACACCAGUACCUCAUGAACACUCACAUGACGACAACUGACUGUUCGAACGACCAUCUGAAGGACACAUCUUUAAAGAUCAACAUACCUGUGUCCCUGGGCGGGGAGCAGCAGCACAGUAAAACCUCACCAGAGGGCUGCGACAGCCGGCAGGAGAAAGCUUGCUACCAACAACAGAUACUGGACGGCAAACCACGGAUUUGGUCGUUGGCCCAGACGGCCACGUCUCUGAACCAGGCGGAGUACCCGUCCUGUAUGUUGAGGUGUCAGCCUCAGCCGGGCCUGCCCGCCUCUCCGGCCGCCUCCUCUAUCACGGUUCUAGACAGACGGCAGGACUCUCCCGUUACAACUCUCAGAAACUGGGUGGAUGGGGUUUUCCACGACCCGUUGUUCAGACACAGUACUUUGAACCAGGCCCUGACCAACACCACGGUCUCGUGGACCACGACCACCAAGGGUUCGAUACUAGAGACCGGUGUUCUGGAACGUUCUGUUGGGAGCGUCAAAGGACUUCCGUCUCUACAGCACCAAGACUCCACGAAGGACAAUAUGAAUUUACAUAAAACUGUUAACAAACACUUCUGCUCUUAACACACCAAACCUGCUUUAGUUUAUUAUUCUGUGGGGGUUACUUUUUUGUUGUUGCAAGGAUAUAUUUAUGUAAUCAUAUUGGCAUUUCACUGGUGAAACUUCCAAACAGGAUUCGUUUGAGCGUAUUGCUAUUUCGUUAAAAAGCACGUGGGCCCGCCUACAAAUCUACUGUAUCUAAAUGUAUAACUGACAGUUAACAUUAUAAAUAUGUUUUUUUACACUAUUCUUUUUCUUAUGGCAUGCAGAUGUUAAUCAUUUCUAUUAAACAUUC
Oncorhynchus keta (chum salmon) is the source of this 1999-nucleotide messenger RNA. RefSeq names its product iroquois homeobox 4a (gene irx4a). Gene Ontology annotation, biological process: regulation of transcription by RNA polymerase II; neuron differentiation; cell development. Gene Ontology annotation, molecular function: DNA-binding transcription factor activity, RNA polymerase II-specific; RNA polymerase II cis-regulatory region sequence-specific DNA binding. The record is from RefSeq and is a predicted model, not a curated record. Gene Ontology annotation, cellular component: nucleus. The transcript is spliced from 5 exons. The coding region runs from base 346 to 1728 and encodes 460 amino acids. NCBI's taxonomy places the organism in Eukaryota, Metazoa, Chordata, Actinopteri, Salmoniformes, Salmonidae.